GGCGCUCCGUAGCGGCCGCGCAGGGAGGCGGAGGGCGGUCGGGCAGCGCGCAGGGGCGGGUCGGCCGCGCUGGCGAGAUGGCGGCGCAGAAGAUCAACGAGGCGCUGGAGCACAUCGCUAAAGCGGAGAAAUAUCUGAAAACUGGAUUCUUAAAGUGGAAACCAGAUUAUGACAGUGCAGCUACCGAAUAUGGGAAGGCAGCUGUUGCUUUUAAGAAUGCCAAGCAGUUUGACCAGGCAAGGGAAGCCUGUUUACGGGAAGCUGAGGCACAUGAAAACAAUAAAGCUCUCUUCCAUGCUGCCAAAGCUUAUGAACAAGCUGGCAUGAUGCUAAAGGAGAUGCAGAGACUCCCUGAGGCGGUUCAGCUGAUUGAGAAAGCCAGUAUGAUGUACCUGGAGAAUGGGACACCAGAUACAGCAGCCAUUGCACUGGAACGGGCUGGAAAGUUAAUAGAAAAUGUGAGCCCAGAGAAAGCUGUGCAGCUCUAUCAGCAAGCAGCAUCAGUGUUUGAAAAUGAGGAACGUUUACGGCAAGCAUUAGAAAUGCUAGGGAAGGCAUCAAGACUUCUAGUCAGAGGACGCAGGUUAGAUGAGGCUGCAUUGUCUCUUCAAAAGGAAAAAAGUAUUUAUAAGGAAAUUGAAAAUUAUCCUACAUGCUAUAAGAAAACUAUUGCUCAAGUCUUAGUCCAUCUUCACAGAAAUGAUUAUGUGGCUGCAGAAAGAUGUGUGAGGGAAAGCUAUAGUAUACCGGGAUUUAAUGGAAGUGAAGACUGUGCAGCACUAGAGCAACUUUUAGAAGGAUACGACCAGCAAGAUCAGGAUCAAGUUUCUGAAGUCUGUAAUUCGCCACUCUUCAAAUACAUGGACAAUGAUUAUGCCAAGCUUGGUCUUACCUUGGUGGUGCCAGGAGGUGGAAUCAAGAAGAAAUCACCAAACGCUGCACAAGACAAAGCAAGAGGACCAGCUGCAGUGGGCUCUCAUGCUGAUGAGGAAGAGGAUGAAUAUUCUGGUGGACUAUGCUAGUUACAGACAUAGAUUGUCCUAAAUACCUGACUUAUUUGUGAUGUUGAGCAUAUCCAAAGGUAUCAGAUUUACCAGAGCUUCAUUGCAAUUGUGAUAUGGGAGUGCUAACACUAACUUGGCAGCUUCUGGGUACAAUGCAGGAGAAAAAGCAUUAUUGUACCUAUCAUCUUGAGACAUCUUUGGACUUCAUUUCUUACCUGGUAGGAGCUUCCUCACGACCCUGCCUUCAGUUGAUGGGAAAAAAUUGAGAGAAAUUUUUACUAAAAGCACAGUUUAAAAGAAACCAAACCCCGAGAAGCACUGGAGUAGGGAGAAUGGUACAAAAUUUAUAAUGCUGAAUUUCAGCAGCUGGUACUUUCUGAUCCCAGUAAUAUGGUUGUGAUUGUUUUCUGAGUGAAAUAUACGAUCAUUCAUCUGGCUAUUUACCUUCUAUUUAGCACCAUUUAAGGCAGACCGUACCAAGCAGGAUUUUUCACUGGUAUAAGCACUAGGGGGAGCGUUCAGUUUAUUUUCAACAUGUUUUUACUCCAAAGCGGAAUAUUAUUUGAAUAACUUACUCUUUGUAAGCAGUAUCCAUAUGGGUGUGGAAAAUACUAAGUCAACUAGUUUGAAGCUAUGUUGCAAGCUUAAAAGUACACACACAUCUUUCAUCUUAAGAAUUUUCCUGACUUGAAGUCUUAGGUAAAAAAUGUGUAUGCAGUGUUUGUAAUUUAGACUUUGGGAAGGGAAUGAGUGGACAGACUUUUUUAGUGGUGUUUCUGAAGCAUGCCAUAACCAAAAAAGAAACUGAAGGUAGAAGAUAAUGUGCAUUGAUUAUAAAGCACUGAAGACAGAUUUAAACAAAAAAUUAGGUGGAAUGUUUCAGUGCUAUGUUUGAGUCCGUGAGUGUUCUAGGUGUUAAUUUAUGAAUCAAUACACCAGUCUAUGAAGAUGUUUCAUUCUUUUGUAUUUUCAAAGCAUAGAAUUGGCAUUUUUCAAACUAACUCAGAAUACAAAGUAGCCAAGUUUUAAUGCAUCUUCUCUAUUUUUAUUUGGUUUCAAGUCAUUGUGUGUUUUCCAAGCUUCUGUAGUGUCUUAAAUUUGUUUGGUCAUUUUCAGCUUUUAAGCAUAAAACACUGGAAAUUGUACUCAUUGUGAUUAGGUUCUUCUGAAGAAACAAUCUGCACUAGGUUGAGAUCACUUGGAAACUGGCAGAGAUUUGUGUGUGAUACGUGAUGCCCAAAGUUUAAUAAACAAUAGACCAAAAGCACAGCAUUAAGUGUUGGUACAGUUUCUGCCAUAUUAUGUAAUUUCAUGUCUUCAAAAAUACCAAGCAAAUGUCUGCCAUAUGUGAUGUCUGACAUCAGUCUGUCAGACAUAACUGUGAUGAAAGUAAAUUCUAGAGGGUUAAUACUCCCUUGAAGCAGAUAGUGUUGAUAGUAUUGUGAUGGGUGCAUAGGCUACAGCAUGAUUUGCAGGCAGGGCUGCUGUAAAAGGCACCUUACUCAAUUUGAUGGUUGUUUUAAAAGCAGUUCUGUCUUAUUAUAUUAUGUAAUAAUCAGCUUGGAUUUUAAAGCUAUUUGAGACUACACCUGUAGUUUUUCAGUUUGACUGGUAAUUUCCCUUUGUUGUUAAUGAUAUAUAUGGAAGGUUUUGCUCUUCUAUAGUCUUAAUGAAAUUUUGGAAUUGAGUUGCUUUUUGCUAAUUACAAGUAUACUUGAAAGGUCGUUUUGAAGGCUUUCCUGUAAGUUCUUUUUUCACUACUGGAACGACUCCCUGCAGUUUAUUCAACUCCUGCCCUCUGGAUUUGUUGAGGAAGAUGACCACUCACUUCUUAUGGGGAGUCUUUUUCACAAGCAGAAAAAAACCCGCACGUGUAGGAGCACUGGGAACACUUUAGACAUUUUCUUCAAGCUUUUUGUACUGCUUCCAAUUCUGAAAUAAGUUUUGUUGAAUGAUCCCAGGGAGUUUGCUUUUUGUGUGAGUGUGUGAACAAUUGUAUACAUCUGAGAAGAUGACAUGCUUAAGAAGAAAACUUGGGAGGCUUGUGUGCUUCUGUGAAAGAACUUGCAGACUGUAUUUAAACUGUGCUUGUAGCACCAACAGGCCCUUAGAAGAAAAACUAAAAUAUAUGCAUUAGAUUCUUAAAGCAUACUUUUUGUAUUGCCAAAAAAAUAAUACAGAUCUGACUGUCUUGCCACUCCCAUAGCUUUUUUCUCUUUUCCCUGUGCCAAGUGUGGAAAAUCUGAGACAAAAGCAACUUUGUACUAAACAUGCUAAGCUGCCAUUGAAUUGAAAGGGAAUUCUCUGUAUUCUAGUAGAAUCUUGAUCUCUGAUUGCAAUGUUGCUGCAAAGACCAAAUCUGCAGAAAUGGAUGUCUGAAAAUAAGAUGGUUUAUUUUAUAUAACUUAUUCUCCUAUUUUAGGCAAUGAAGGUGUGAUAGGAAUGUUAACUGCCUUUUAGUAAAUGUUAACUAUAGAAGAAGCUGUCUGUAUAUUAUGUGUUAAUGUUAGUUUCUAUCUUUCAGAGCUAUUUGCACACAUAUGUAAAUAUCAUUUAAGUGAUUAAAGUGGAAAAGAUGCUAUUUAUGGCAAGAAACUUUCCAAAACCAGUGUUGACUAAGAAAAAUAAAAUCAAAUUGUGCAUGAAGGCUGAUAGAUGGCCAAUGCAAUGUAUAUGUAAAAUCAAAAGAUUUCUAAAUUAUCUGUAACUUAAGAAUCAGUUUCUCCAAGUGCAGUGUGAGACCUGUGCUUUGCUUGUUCUUUUUCCAAAUCUGUGGUGUAUUAGAGUACAAAAAGUGUUUGUAACAGCUCUACAGAUGUUGCUUCUUGAGAAGAGGCUGUGUGUUUCACCAACAUGAAAAAUAAAACUUGAAAUACAUGCA
This is a messenger RNA of Apus apus (common swift), 3885 nucleotides long. It is a transcript of the gene NAPG, whose product is annotated as NSF attachment protein gamma. Gene Ontology annotation, cellular component: vacuolar membrane; SNARE complex. Gene Ontology annotation, molecular function: soluble NSF attachment protein activity; syntaxin binding. Gene Ontology annotation, biological process: intracellular protein transport. NCBI's taxonomy places the organism in Eukaryota, Metazoa, Chordata, Aves, Apodiformes, Apodidae. The transcript has 12 exons. The coding region runs from base 78 to 1022 and encodes 314 amino acids. The record is from RefSeq and is a predicted model, not a curated record.